This is a messenger RNA of Lampris incognitus (smalleye Pacific opah), 2785 nucleotides long. RefSeq names its product RNA binding motif protein 12Bb (gene rbm12bb). Bases 130 to 2055 code for a protein of 641 amino acids. Lineage: Eukaryota; Metazoa; Chordata; Actinopteri; Lampriformes; Lampridae. Gene Ontology annotation, molecular function: RNA binding. The transcript has 2 exons. Gene Ontology annotation, biological process: regulation of RNA splicing. Gene Ontology annotation, cellular component: nucleoplasm; ribonucleoprotein complex. The record is from RefSeq and is a predicted model, not a curated record.
GACGCAGUCGCCCACCCGAGCUUAGCGAGAGACGGGAGGCCGAAUUUGAUAUUGCCUUAAUUUGGUUUCUCGCCUGAGAAAUACAUUUCCGCUGUUCUAGUCACCCGUGUGCUGUUUUUUUUCCUCAACAUGGCGGUGGUCAUCCGUUUACAGGGACUCAGAAUCACAGCAGGUUCUGAGGAUAUUCGCAAUUUCUUCACUGGCCUCAAAAUUCCAGAUGGUGGGGUGCACAUUAUUGGUGGGAAACGAGAGGAGGCUUUCAUUAUUUUUGCUUCGGAUGAAGAUGCAAGAAGAGCCAUGACUCGAUCAGGGGGUUGCAUUAAGGGUUCCCCUGUUAACUUGCUGCUAAGCAGUAAAUCGGAAAUGCAGAGUAUUCUUGAGGAAAGUACAAAAAAUGCUGAACAAGCUCAAAAGAGGUCAAUUAAGGAAAGCUCAAGACUGGAAAUGGAUGAUCCAGUAGGAGUUAGAAGAACAAGCCACCCUGAAGAAGGUAGAAGAUCAGGUAGCAGGUCAGGUUAUUCUCCUCUGCGCCCCCGGAGGGCUGCAACAACUGGUAAUGAUGACUUGUACUUGUUUUUGAAGGGAAUGCCUUUUUCCGUGACUGAAAAGGAGGUCAGUCAGUUUUUUCAUGGUUUACUUUGUGAUGAUAUUAUCUUGAUGAAAAACUCUCGUGGACAAAACAAUGGGCUAGGUCUGGUCAAAUUUGCAACACGACAGGAUGCAAGAGAAGGAAUGAAGAGAGAUAGGGGACACAUUGGGUCAAGGUUUGUGGAAGUGUACACAGCGACAGAAGAACAGUGGCGUGAGGCAGGUGGUACUGUGGUAAUGGGUGUCAACAGUAACGGCAGGUUUAGAAGAGGGAAGUCUCCAGUUCAUGCUCAGAGGUUUCAACAUCAACCAAGGUCACGGUCACCUAUUGGUCAACGGUCCAACUCUCCUUCCGGAGAGGAGUUCUGCAUUUUGCUGGAAAAUCUAUCCUACUCGGUGGAUAAAAGGAACAUCAAGGAACUUUUCCGUCAUGCAAGACUACAGGACGAUCAGAUUCUUUACCUACUUGACAGUGAGGGGAGAAGAACAAGAUCUGCAUUUGUGUUGUUCAAGAGUCUGAGGGACUACUGUGCUGCCCUAAGUCAUCAUAAGGAGGAGUUUCUCAACCGAUUUGUGUACAUCUCCCCCAUAUCGAGAGAGAAAAUGAUCUCCAUUCUGGAAUCUCCCAACAUGAGGGAGGAAAUUUCUGAGAGGUCUAAUCAGUUCCAAGAGAGGCCUUCCUUUCAGCAAGGGGGUCCUUUUGACUCAGAGAAGGUUUGUCUCUAUGUGCGGAAUAUGCCGUUUGAUGUGCGUAAAGUUGAGAUUAUGGACUUCUUCCUUGGGUUUAAUAUCACGGAGGACAAUGUAGUCUUGCUGCGUGACCACAAAGGUGCUGGUCUUGGAGAGGCUGUGGUUGUCUUUCAGUCUGAGGGAGAGGCUGUGAAUGCACAAUCUCUGAAUGGGCAAAGGUUUCUUGGGUCUGAAGUCAUGUUGAAAUGCAUUUCACGGUCUCAGAUGCGGGAGUUUGGUGUUGAGCCUCCAGUGAUGCAAGAGCUAAGGGAGGAGAGGGGCUCAGCCAGGAACAGUGAGGCAUCCCAUCAUCCUAGUGACAUGGAAUACCCCGAUGUAAGAGGCACCCCUGAUAGUAAUAUGCCAAUGGCUAAUCUACAGGUUCAUAUUCAAGGAGGUGGCAAUAAUGAUUCUUAUGCAGGAGGCUCCUAUACUCCUCAAAACAGAAACGAUGGAUCGAUUCAUGGUGGUUUUGGGCCCCCUGCCCAGCGUUUUGAUGGCCCUACCUGUCUAAAGUUAGUUAACCUACCGUCACAAAUCAAAAUUGAUGAAAUCUAUGAUUUUUGCUAUGGAUAUCGUGUUAUCCCUGGAUCUGUCUCACUGCAGUAUGACAGAAAUGGAAUGCCUAAAGGCUCUGCCACAGUAGUGUUUGAAUCCCGCCAGGAGGCAUUAACUGCUGUUAAGGAACUGAGUGGGAGACCGAUAGGUUCAAGAAAAAUACAACUGGUUUUUGUGUGAAAAAGUUCCCUGUGAUGGCAUCUAACAUGAAUAGAUUCUGACAUUGGCUUUCAACUUGUAAAAAAAAGGUUUCAGAAAAACUGGUUGAUCAAGGCAAGUGAAUUACCUUCAUUUAUUUCCUCUCCAUUUGUGGAUUGACUUAAAAAGUAUAACUAAAUGGUGAUUUUUUUUUCCUUGAACUAAAAUUUGUGUUGAUGUGAUAAGGUAAAAUAGUUAAUUGGGUAGACAGUUUUAUGCUGUAGCUUAGUUGUUUUUCGGUGGAAUAUUUGGUUGCCAAUCUUGGAAUGUCAAGAUUUCGUUUAUUUUGCGCCAUGGUAUUGUAUAUAAAUAUUGUUUGGUCAGUAUGUGUUUAUUGUUGUGUAAGUGAAAUUCUGAUAUAAAAAAUGCAUAGUUUAGUCUUGGCCCAUGUUUUCAUGUUUAUCAUUAAAAAUCUAAAUUAACCUUAUCCCUCCAUGUUUUAUGAAAAGAGGACAAUUCACGAGAUUUAUUGUGAUUACUUGUAAGUUAACAUAGCGAGGUUUUUUUUUUUUACUUAAAGCUACUUUUAUUACUGAUAAUAAUGGUGAUAUUUCUAAUUGCUUUUUCUGUUUAUUGCUCAAAAAUCAAGUUAUUAAUUUGCUAUUGAGGAGUUGUUAGUGCUGUUGUCAGCUUCUUCCACACCUGAAUAAAAGUACAAUUCAACCCCAAUAUUAGGUAUUGAUGGUAUGGUACCUAUUAAUAAAAGUCUAUG